CAUUUUUCCUUCCUCAAGGAAUGUUCCAUUUGGCUGCUGUACUCCAGUCCACCCUGUGUCCCUUUCCUUUAGAGAUGAUCACCUCUGCUGUCGGACUUCAUGGUCUGAGCACUUGCACAGGAUGGCACGAGUGCCAUGGACCCCUGCCUCUGUGGGUUUGGUUGUCACGGGACCCCAAUACCUCCCUGUGCGCUCCUGGCACUCCUCACGCUCUCUUGGCGAUGACUCCGUGGUAGAGAAGUCCCUCAAGUCCUUGAAGGACAAGAAUAAGAAACUGGAGGAAGGUGGCCCUGUGUACAGCCCUGCAGCAGAGGUGGUGGUGAAGAAGUCUCUUGGGCAGAAGGUACUGGAUGAGCUGAAGCAUUACUACCACGGCUUCCGCCUGCUCUGGAUUGACACCAAGAUCGCUGCGCGCAUGCUCUGGCGCAUCCUCAACGGCCACACUCUUACCCGCCGAGAGCGCAGGCAGUUUCUCCGGAUCUGCGCCGACCUCUUUCGCCUGGUCCCCUUCCUUGUCUUUGUGGUGGUUCCUUUCAUGGAGUUCCUGCUGCCUGUGGCCGUGAAGCUCUUCCCCAACAUGUUGCCAUCCACAUUUGAGACCCAGUCCAUUAAGGAGGAAAGACUGAAAAAAGAGCUACGGGUGAAGCUGGAGCUGGCCAAGUUCCUCCAGGACACCAUCGAGGAGAUGGCCUUAAAGAACAAGGCAGCCAAGGGCAGCGCCACCAAAGACUUCUCCUUGUUUUUCCAAAAGAUCCGGGAGACAGGGGAAAGACCUAGCAAUGAGGAGAUCAUGCGUUUUUCCAAAUUAUUUGAGGAUGAGCUGACCCUGGAUAACCUCACGCGGCCACAGCUGGUGGCGCUGUGUAAGCUGCUGGAGCUCCAGUCCAUUGGCACCAACAACUUCCUGCGCUUCCAGCUCACUAUGCGGCUGAGGUCCAUUAAGGCUGAUGACAAGCUGAUUGCUGAGGAAGGGGUGGACAGCCUGAACGUCAAAGAAUUGCAGGCUGCUUGUCGGGCACGAGGCAUGCGGGCCCUCGGUGUCACAGAAGACCGCCUUAGAGGCCAGCUGAAGCAGUGGCUGGACCUGCACCUGCAUCAUGAGAUCCCCACGUCGCUGCUUAUACUGUCCCGGGCCAUGUACCUUCCAGACACCCUCUCGCCUGCCGACCAGCUCAAAUCCACCUUGCAGACUCUUCCAGAGAUCGUGGCCAAGGAAGCCCAGGUGAAAGUGGCUGAGGUAGAGGGUGAGCAGGUGGACAACAAGGCAAAGCUGGAGGCCACGCUGCAGGAGGAGGCGGCCAUCCAGCAGGAACACCGCGAGAAGGAGCUGCAGAAGCUAUCAGAGGCAGCGAAGGACAUCGAGAUAGAAGGGGCAGAAGCUGCCCCUGGGAGGCCAGGGGCCGAGCCGCAAGCAGAAGCUGAUGUGAUCCUGCCCUCAGAGGCCCUGAAGGACACUGCCCCCGUGCUGGAGGGCUUGAAGGAAGAGGAAAUAACUAAGGAGGAAAUUGACAUCCUCAGUGACGCCUGCUCUAAGUUAAAGGAACAGAAGCAGUCCCUCACCAAGGAGAAGGAGGAGCUCGAGCUGCUGAAGGAGGACGUCCAAGACUAUAGUGAGGACUUACAAGAGAUCAAGAAGGAACUUUCAAAAACUGGUGAAGAAAAAUUUGUGGAGGAAUCUAAGGCCAGCAAGAGACUGACGAAGAGAGUGCAGCAGAUGAUUGGACAGAUCGACGGCCUGAUCUCACAGCUGGAGACAGGCCAGAAGGCUGGCACGCUGAGCUCUGCCGAGGGCUCACCUGUGGGGGAGAACGUCAUCAGUGUCACAGAGCUCAUCAGCGCCAUGAAGCAAAUCAAGCACAUUCCAGAAAACAAGCUAAUCAGCUUGGUCUCAGCACUGGAUGAAAAUAAGGAUGGCAAGAUCAACAUUGAUGACCUUGUCAAGGUGAUCGAGCUGGUGGAUAAGGAAGAUGUUCACAUCUCCACAAGCCAGGUGGCUGAGAUCGUGGCCACUCUGGAGAAAGAGGAGAAGGUGGAGGAGAAGGAGAAGGCCAAGGGAAAGGCUGAGAAGGAGGCUGCAGAAGUGAAGAACUAGGGUUCUGUGGCUCUCAGGCCAGCAGUCCCCUGCGAGCCUCUGCCUCCAGCCUGCCACACCAGUGCCAUGGAAUGGCCGAAACGGUGAUUGCUCUGAGAAGAUUCUUAAUGGCAGAUCUAAUAUUUUGUCUGGACUAAAUCAGAAACUUCAUAAUCAAGUAAUUUUUAUUUUCAUCAUUCCACAAAGAUUUAAUCAGUCUGGAACCCCUCUAGGGUAGUGUGGGUUCACACUGCGCGGUGACACUCAGUGGUCCAGCUGUGAGGCGGGGGUGCAGCCAGACACAGGUGCCCGGCUCCAGGGGUGCCUCCCUGCGCAUUCCCUCUCCCUUUCCUCUGGCCAGCGCGGCUCUGUCCCCUCAGAGAUCAGGCCUGCUGGAUGCCCGACGCCUGCAUGGAGCUGUGCAGAUGUGCCUGCCCCUUGGCACCAGGAUAGGAAUAGACGAGCACAAACACAGCCUCCUCAGCGCUGAAGACGCUCCAGUCUGGACUUAGACGCCUCGUAUCGGUGUAAAUAGAUCUGUUCCUAUACAUUUUCAAAGUCAUGUCUGUGUAACCGUUGAGACAAAAGUGUCCAUCAUCUCUCAGUGGCCUCUGGGAAACGACAUCUCUCCCUGACAGGAACGCCAAUAUCUCAUGUGAAUCUCCUAUUAUGUAUUUAUUGGAACUCUUCUUUGAUUUACUUUUGAUUCCCACCUAAUUCUUUAACCAAUUGACUAGAACAGAAUUUUCACACAGGACAGUCUGCCUGCCUCGUGAGUAAUAGCUAAUGUAAACUGCCAUGAGAUAGUCAUAGGUGAUGUACACUCUCCUGCCGAAGCCCUGGGGGGAGCCUGCUGGAGCAGAGGGGCCCUGCACCCGCGGGCCCUCCCUGCCUUCCUAGCAUAGCAAGGCUCCGGGUGGAGCAUACUUGGGGCUGCACCUGUCCAGUAGAUGGGGUGGGACCAGGCCCAGGCAGCACUUUAUCUCUGUCCCUUAGCAUGUGGCAGGCUGGGGUCCCUCAGCUCUUUUGAAAGAGUCUCGUAGUUGUGCUGCUGGUCUCCACAGAGUGAGGACGUGGACAAGUGGAGUGUGGCGACACCCGCUCACAUGCUUAGGGCUUACCUGGAGCCCUCUGGGCCAAGCUGGGCAUGGCAUCCAGAGCUCAUUACUGAGAGCAGCCAGCGGCUCUCAACACUGAGCAGCACAGAUGGCAUCCUGUGGCCUCACCUCUCAGCCGCGUCACACUCAUCCUUUUACAGCUGGGUCGGUUACCCGCAAGAAUGUUCCUUCAGGGACUCCAAACACAGGAAUUUGGAAGACCUAGGAAUAGAGCGCUCAUUGUGGCCAGUCAGCCAGGAAGGGAAGCGGCGCUCAGAGGAACGGGACCUUCUCACUUACUUUUUGAAACUUUUUCUUGCUUGGCCCUUAAAGAAACUUGACAAAACAGGAUUAAGAUGACAUAUAUAUUCUCAAAUGUGUAUCUUUGUAAAAAAAAAA
This is a messenger RNA of Tupaia belangeri chinensis (Chinese tree shrew), 3567 nucleotides long. It is a transcript of the gene LETM1, whose product is annotated as leucine zipper and EF-hand containing transmembrane protein 1. Gene Ontology annotation, molecular function: ribosome binding; calcium ion binding. The record is from RefSeq and is a predicted model, not a curated record. Gene Ontology annotation, biological process: intracellular monoatomic cation homeostasis. The transcript has 12 exons. Lineage: Eukaryota; Metazoa; Chordata; Mammalia; Scandentia; Tupaiidae. The coding region runs from base 122 to 2092 and encodes 656 amino acids. Gene Ontology annotation, cellular component: mitochondrial inner membrane.